CCUUUAAAACACAGGGAAAAGAAACCGCCCAUCACACACCCCAGCACACCAGCGGAGCAAACUUAUAACCUCGGGAGGCAGGUCCCUCCCCUCACUGCGGUCACAUACCUCCAGAAGAGCGGACCAGGCAGCUGCCAGCUCGGACCACUUAGAGUGUCUGCCUCCUCGCUGGAUCCUCCAGAACUCUCUUCACUAACGAGUCACUAGAAAAGCCAAGAUGUUGGUGCUACUGGCUGGCAUUUUUGUGGUCCACAUCGCCACUGUUGUUAUGCUCUUUGUUUGCACCAUUUCCAAUGUGUGGGUAGUUUCUGAUGCUUUCAAUGCAUCUGUAGGUCUUUGGAAAAACUGCACUGGUGAUUGCUCUGACCUGUCAUAUGGACAUGAAGACGCCCUUAAGAGUGUGCAAGCCUUCAUGAUCCUUUCCAUCAUCUUCUCUGUGAUCUCCCUCGUGGUCUUCGUGUUCCAGCUCUUCACCAUGGAGAAAGGAAACCGGUUCUUCCUCUCGGGGGCCACCAUGCUGGUGUGCUGGCUGUGUAUUUUGAUCGGAGCGUCCAUCUACACUGCUCGCUACGCCAAUAACAAUGAAAUUUCCUUUGGCACGAGUGGCCACCAUGGCUACUGCUUCAUCCUGGCCUGGAUCUGCUUCUGCUUCAGCUUCAUCAUUGGCAUUCUCUACCUGGUCCUGAGGAAGAAAUGAGGCUGAAGCAGUGUUGGGGAUAUCUGGGGGGGUGGGGAGGAGGAAGCUGUUGAAUCUGGGAGGGGAGAGGAAGUCAUUGUGUAGCAAAAACCAAGAAAAGGGAGGGGGUCGGGGAGGGAGAAGGAAGAGUGGGAGAGGCCCAAACCCAAACCAUUCCUGGGGAGAUUCUCUACCACCAAGCCUCUGCCUUGGGAGCAAGUCAUUAGCUUGUGCUCUGAUGCUUCCUUGUUGCAGCCAGAGAACCUCUGCGUGGCCACCAGACUUGGUCUCCAGCUGCCCUCAGCUACACUCACAGCCUGGGGCCCCUUUAGCUGCCACAUCACUGGUUCCACUUCUGAGGGUGAAUUCUGGGUCACGCGCUGAGGUCUCGCAGACUUACUGCACCAAGUACAAAUAGCAAAUAGUGGUACAAGUUCUGGCAAGAGCAGAUCCUGUCUCUGGACUGACUAUGCUAAGCCCGGAAGCCACCCUGCCUUCGUACCCAAGGUGAAAACAUCACAUUCCUAUCUGCAGUGCCUACAAGAGAGCUUUGUCCCAGAAACCACUAUGCCUCUGUGGAACAGAUAUUUUACUGCAUGGAAUUCAGUGGCAUCUGUGAUAGAAGGGAAAGCAGACAGAUGAUUUAUAAGGCUGAGUCCACCAGUGGGUUAGCUAAUCCAAGACGGAGAACUUUUCCCCACAGAAGGACUGGGGAGGGGCAGAGCCCAGCCAAACCUCACAGCUGUUCCUCACAGGGACCUCUUGUUGUGGACCCUGUCAGGCUCUAGCUUAAAUCCAAGGCAGCUCUUCUGGAGUUUCUCUAGAGCCACUAAAGAUCAAUUCAGUAGUGAAAGCACCACACAAACUGUAGAACCAAGGGGCACUCUUACCAUAGUACUAUGUUAGGGUUAUGCUUUCUUGGAUUCCCCUCAAUACAGUCAACAUUUCUUAUGAGUAUAAAACAGAAGAGAGAUGGAUAGGGCUCCCUGUGACAUGAUUCUAUCAGUCUUCCUCUGGUUUAUAACUUCUGAGGAAGUUUUAUUUAAUUAUCCAGUUUGGAGAUUAGGGCUUCUAGGCUCAGUGGUCACCUCCACUUUGACACUGGCUAGAGUGGUGACUUCUCAGAGGCCCUGUCCCCUUCUAAUGUGAGGGCAUGACAAUUUAGGAAGCUAACAUACUCACAAACCAAAACCAAUCAACAGGUCCUUGGGUGAAAGGUGCUAUAUAAUUGUGAAGUAUUAGGCAUUUCAGUGAUAAGAAAAACAGAGUGCUUGUUCCUGGAGGGGGAGAUGAUCCCAUGAAAUAAAUAAAAAUAUAGGUGAUGGGCAGAUGAUUUCUUUAAAAAAGUACCAAGAACUGUUGGGGUACCUGGUCAGACUGUAUUUGAGCUGUCUGUGACCAUAGGAGCCUUUCUUUUAGGAUUUAGAAGUAUAUGCUAUUCCUGGUUCUGCAGGCAGCUCUCCACCCCAGAGCAGCUAUUUUAAGCCAUCUCAGAUUCUGCCUAUAGGGGUCUUUUGUGGAAGGCAUUCUCUUUAUUGCCUCCAGAAUAUCUACUCCAGGACGAAUCUGAGAUAUCUUGCCUACUUUUUUUUCUCUAGCUUCUUCCUCAUCCACUUCUUAUAUACCUUUUUUUCUUGGGGAGUUGUGGCAUAAUUGCUGAUAUUUAUGCAAAGGGACUAUUUACUAAGUAUAUUUCUUUAUGCUUAUUCUGGUUAAGGGAAUGUUGAAGGCUAUAUUACCUGGGCUGAGAGUAGAGAGAUUGACCAGAAAAGAAACCAUGGGGUAAUGAACCUUUAAAUUAUGAUUUGAUUAGCACAUGAUUAUAGAAGGCUGUAUUAUGGGCAAAAGCAUACCUACAUAUCAGAUAUAUCCAAAGAGAUACUCUCAUUUUGUUAAAAAGUUCAAUUAUGACUGGAGUGAACCAUGUAUUCCCUUGUCUUUUACUUUUUUUUCUGUGACAUUUAUGUCUCAUGUAAUUUGCAUUACGUUGGUGGGUUGUUCUAGUACUGUAUUUGGCUUCUUCAUUAAUAGAUUAUUUCAUAUGCUAUAAUUGUAAAUAUUUUGAUACAAAUGUUUAUAACUCUAGGGAUAUAAAAACAGAUUCUGAUUCCCUUCACUGUGCAGAUGUUUUCUUUUUAAUAAAUAUGGGGAAAUAUA
Molecule: messenger RNA, 2833 nt
Organism: Chinchilla lanigera (long-tailed chinchilla)
Lineage: Eukaryota; Metazoa; Chordata; Mammalia; Rodentia; Chinchillidae
Gene: Emp1
Product: epithelial membrane protein 1
Exons: 5
Coding region: 218-697 (159 amino acids)
Cellular component (GO): plasma membrane
Source: RefSeq, a predicted model, not a curated record